Molecule: messenger RNA, 444 nt
Organism: Symbiodinium sp. CCMP2592
Lineage: Eukaryota; Dinophyceae; Suessiales; Symbiodiniaceae
Source: the annotation of a GenBank genome assembly
AUGUGGAAGGUGAGCUGCGAGACACCAUGGUGUGGCAACGCACUUGCGGGAGCUAUCCACAAGAAGCUCAAGGAGGGCGGAAUCUCAACAGCGGCGGGCACAAGAUCUAUAUACACGGUCUACAGCACGGAGGAACAAAAGUUCAAAAGCCUGAUGAAGAGAGACCUGGUCCUUGUGAUGCCUUCCUUGGUUUUGGCGGACGUGGACGAGCUCAUCGGACUUCAUUUCUGCUUCGCCCGAGGGCACACCCGCGGAUCAAGAGAAGUGGAUGGUCAGGGGGGUUCAACGGCUCGUGCGUCGGCAUUUCCAAGUCUUGGAUGUCCAAGUCCUGGACAUGCCGACGCACGAGCCGUUGAACCUAAGUGCUCGGCUGCAAACUGCAGCUACACCGACGCUUCGCAGGAACAUCUGAAGGUGGCUGAGGGACGCAGGUGUUUAAUUUAA